UGACAAUAUAACGACUUACCGAAUGAAAACUGUCACAAUAUAAGAACAAGAAUAAUUUAUUAUUGUAGCGAAAUGGCAUUCGUUGCAAAAGCUGGAAAGCAUUUGGCAUCACUAAAUAAAACAUUAAAUAAUGCAAAAUCAAUUUCAACAACAGCUAAAACACUUGCCGGUUGGAAUAAAGAUUUUAAACCUGCACCAUAUCCAGAAACUGAUAAAGCAAAAUUAGAAGCUGCAAAAAAAUAUCGUCUAUUACCUUCUGAAUAUAGACCAUAUGCAGAUGAUGGUUUAGGUUACGGUGAUUAUCCAAAACUUGAAGCUGGUUUUGGUGUGGAAAGUAGAGAUCCUUAUUAUCCAUAUGAUUUUCCAGAACAUAAAAGAAAUUUUCAUGAAACUUUCCAUGCUGAUGUUGAAAUGUAUGAUGAAUGCCAUUACAGUCAGCCAGAAAAACCAAGAUAUUCUAAUGCUCAUUACUUCACUUGGUUUUUGGGAAGUAUGGCUGCCUUCUUUGCGAUCUAUUAUUAUUUGGAACGAAUGAGAAUGUACCGCCCAGUUAUACCAAAACAAUAUCCAAGCAAAGAUAAGAAACAUUAUACAUUUGAUAGUUAAAUUAUACAACACAAAUAGUUAAUAAUUUCAUUGUUAACGGGGGAGUUAAGAAAAAAAAUAACGAAAAUAAAUUGUGAUCCAAAUCAUUAAUAACACAAUAAAGAAUUCUUUUCAAACCGUA
This is a messenger RNA of Condylostylus longicornis, 727 nucleotides long. It is a transcript of the gene ND-ASHI, whose product is annotated as NADH dehydrogenase [ubiquinone] 1 beta subcomplex subunit 8, mitochondrial. NCBI's taxonomy places the organism in Eukaryota, Metazoa, Arthropoda, Insecta, Diptera, Dolichopodidae. Bases 73 to 606 code for a protein of 177 amino acids. The transcript has 4 exons. Gene Ontology annotation, cellular component: mitochondrion. The record is from RefSeq and is a predicted model, not a curated record.